AUGCCGCCGGCUACAGGUGCUGGUGUAGGCGCACCUGCGUCAGCAGUUAAUGGCAAUGGGGCAGCAGCAGGGGAAGGUGUUCCUAGCGUUCUUCUGCCAGACGCAGACCUUGGCGAACCGCUGCCCUUUGGCGGGAGCGGUCUCAGCAAAGCCUUUCGCCGGUCUCUUCUCCGUCGGGCUCAGGUCGCCCUUCCCAGCCACACGCGCGUGGAUGCUUCAACCUUUCGUCAAUCCGAAUAUGACGUCGAGUCCCAACGCGUUGUCGAUGCUGCCUAUGGCCACUUUGUCCCCAGCACACCCGUGUUCACUGCCCAAGCUGCGCCCCCCGUGCCCACCACAGCGCCAGCUGCCAAACACGUUCGCAUCGCCGAUCCCCCAGCCACGUCGCCCCCGCCAGCAUCUCGUCCCGCUCCUGCAACGGCUGUCCCAACAACCUCGGCGUCUGCCACGCUUGCACCUGCGCCUGCUCCUGCAGCCACGGCUGCCGUCACAUCUGUGCCCGUGCGCGCGGCCGGCCUUCCCUCGGGCAAUGUCCACUCGCCCGUCCGGCGUCAAAACAUGGCUAAUCUUGGCCGCGGACACGCUCUUCCCCCAGACGAACUGGAUCUAGCCCCAGUCCACGGGGAUACUCGCCUGCAGCACGCACCUCCUUUGCCUGCCCACUAUCAGCGUGCUGACCACGAUGCCGUGCGUAGCAUUCUCCACAACGAGCCUCGCCCCAUGGCCGAUCGACGCCAUAACCGCGUCCUCUUUGCUGCCGAUGACUCCACCUCUUCGGGAGCUGGCGUGGCGCUCAAUCGCCCCGUUCCACCCCUGGAUCCAUCAGAAUACACUAUGCAGUAUCGCAAACCUCUGGGCCCUGACACCGCCUCAACUCCCGUCCGUGCCCCACGGCCUGCUUGGGCCCCGCCAACACAGCCCAUGCCCGUGCCCGCACCCGAGGAUCUGCCCAUGCCUCCAUCUGAAUACGAUCGUGCCUACGUCUGGCCUGCCGAGAGUGGCCCCUCGUCAGCACGGUGUAUCAUGCAAAGCGAUAUUCGUCGUACCGACCCCGCCACCGUAGCCGAUGUCCUUGCCCACUACCGUAGCAUUGCGCCACCAGGCCUCGUCGACUCUACCUAUGCCCUAGCCUACGAUGUGCCUCCAGUGCCUGCCCCACCUAUUGCGGCACCGCGACCAGCUACAAUCGCCUCGGCACGGACCAACGCAGCCGCAGCGCAGCAUAACACCAUUUCAUCGGCGUCUUCGAAGGCGUCAUUUCAAACACCGCCGCGUGAGGCUUGGCCCACGGCUGCGGUGCAAUCACGCCGUGAAAAGCCCGCCGUUUCUGUUGGCAUUCAAGCCGACGUCGCGCCACCGCUAGACCCCAUCGCCGCUGCUCUGGUCGCUAGCCCCUUGAAGUAUAGGCCUGUCUCCGAAUACAAACACAGCUAUGAAUCUCCCCGCUCGUGGCGCGAGUCAACCGCUGUGCAAACCGACGACAGCCUGACGCAUCAGGCUUUACAGCCCCAUGUUUCAAGUAAAGAGCCCGCCUGGCCUCGUGCUGGAUCUGGACUACCCCUGCCGCACACCAACAUUCCAACCACGAGUGCCGUGACCUCUCCGACACGUGGUGCCCCAGCCACAUAUCGCUCCGAGCGUGAGCUGGCUUCCAAAGCGACCACCCCCAACACCCUCCAAGUGCAUGAUCUGCCAGCCGCUGGGCGGCCGAGCGUGGUAUCGAGCGGCAUUGGUCAACCCGAUUUGCCAGAGCUAGCCACCUAUGAUACUGAAUAUCGCAAUCGGUACAUGGACUGGCAAUAUCCCUCGCCUUCUCGGCGCCCCACCCAACCUGAAAAAAUUCCUUCAACGACCGAGUACACUCAACACUACGGCCCCCGAGAAGCACGAGUGGCUCAGGGACACACCAGCGAGGAAAUGCGUCGAGUAUUUGAGCGCGUGGACAGCGAUGUAGCCGCGGCGCAAUAUGCCGCACAACGUCGUCAAUUUGCGCCCAGUGACUGGCACCGGCAGCUAGAGCAAAAUCGUCGGGCUGCAGCGGCUUAUCGCCUACGUGGUCGACAGCUUGACCACGUUGGUCAGCGUUUGAAUGAAAUUGCUGCCGAGCAAGAGGCGCUGCUUGAGCAGGCUCGUGUUAAGGAGUUGCGCGAGCACCAACGUGAGGCGGCUCGUCGACUAGAUCUUGAUGCCCAGGUCCAUCCCCAUAUGGUUACGCGCUCUGGCACGGAAGAGCUUGACUUACAACCAACCUUCCCAAGCCACGAAAGCGCACCAUCAAUCAUCGACUACGAGCUUCCGGCGCGGACAUCAUCACCUCCCCGCUCAAGGACCAUGCCCACGGCCCAAGCAGAUGAUUCUGCAUUGCCUGGGCCUCAAGCCGACCCAACCAUCGACUUGGCAACCACUUUCAAGCGGUUGCACCCUGUUGGCCACUCGGGCACGGUGUCCCAAGGCCACGGCGUGCCUGGACCCUCUAUGGUGCCCCUGCGCCCGCAGCGCUUGCGUGGCGACGAAUCCUGGACCGAGUUGGGCAGUGUUUUGGAUAUCCAAAGCCCAGGGCCCGCGGCUGCUCAAGUCAAGCCCACGCUCCAUGCCACUUCGGUACCGGCUGGGCCAGCCUCGACAAUAUCACAAGUGAGCAGUCUUGCGCACGGCGACACCACGACCAGCGAAGCAUGGGCAACAGAUGCCAAUGCCGAGUACAGCCGACUGGGGCUCGGCACCGGUGGCACUAGCCGGCCUUCACAUCGCCGAGAGGCUACUGAGUGGGUGGACUGGUCUGCUGAGGUUGGCCGAGGCACGCCGAGUGCUCGUUUGGCAGAUGACGUGCUCGAGCGAGCGCGACGCCACCGGGCCAAAACACGCAUCUGA
Monosiga brevicollis MX1 is the source of this 2871-nucleotide messenger RNA. RefSeq lists its product as uncharacterized. NCBI's taxonomy places the organism in Eukaryota, Choanoflagellata, Craspedida, Salpingoecidae. Bases 1 to 2871 code for a protein of 956 amino acids. The record is from RefSeq and is a predicted model, not a curated record. The transcript has 4 exons.